AUGCGUCCCCAAGGCCCUUGGGCUGCUUGCCCAGCAGCUCUGCUGCUCCUUGCCUGUGUCCUGGCCUCUGAUGCGCUGCCCAGCACCCGGGGGAGGAAGAAGGUGGUGCACGUGAUGGAGGGUGAGAGCGGGGCCGUGGUGGUGCAAACGGCGCCGGGGAAGGUGGUGACACACCGCGGCGGCACCAUCAUCCUCCCCUGCCGCUACCACUACGACGUCUCCGCCCACGACCCGGCCGAGAUCCGCCUCAAGUGGACCAAAGUGACGGAGCCGAUGGCCUUCGUGGACGUCUUCGUGGCUCUGGGGAAGGCUCGGAGGGCGUUCGGCAGCUACCGGGGGCGCACGGCGCUGCAGGAGGACGGCCUGGGGGACGCCUCCCUCAUCAUCCGCAACGUCACCCUGCAGGACUACGGCCGCUACGAGUGCGAGGUCACCAACGAGCUGGAGGAUGACGCCGGCAUGGUCAAGCUGGACCUGGAAGGUGUGAUCUUCCCCUACCACCCACGCCUGGGGCGCUACACCCUGAACUUCCACGAGGCUCAGCAGGCAUGCCUGGAGCAGGAUGGCAUCCUGGCCUCACACGACCAGCUGCACCAGGCCUGGCUGGAGGGCAUGGACUGGUGCAACGCAGGCUGGCUGGAGGAUGGCUCCGUGCAGUAUCCCAUCUCCCGGCCUCGGGAGGAGUGCGGCCGGAAGGACACUCCGGUGGGAGUUCGCAACUAUGGCUACCGGCACAAGGAGAGUGAGCACUACGAUGCCUUCUGCUUCACCUCCAACCUCAAUGGCAAAGUCUACUUCUUGAAGACCUACCGCAAGCUGAGCUACCCGGAGGCGGUGCAAGCCUGCAAGAACAACGGCGCGGCGGUGGCCAAGGUGGGGCAGCUGUACGCCGCCUGGAAGCUGCAGCUGCUGGACCGCUGCGAGGCAGGCUGGCUGGAGGACGGCAGCAUUCGCUACCCCAUCGUCAACCCCCGCGCCCGCUGCGGCGGCGCCGAGCCCGGCGUGCGCAACCUGGGCUUCCCCGACAAGAAGUACAAGCUCUUCGGGGUCUACUGCUUCAAAACGGCUGCGGAGACCCCCCCAGAGAAGGGCUUGGCCGGUGCGGGGCACCCCAAUCGUGUGUGA
Messenger RNA from Indicator indicator, 1125 nucleotides. RefSeq names its product hyaluronan and proteoglycan link protein 4 (gene HAPLN4). The record is from RefSeq and is a predicted model, not a curated record. The coding region runs from base 1 to 1125 and encodes 374 amino acids. Lineage: Eukaryota; Metazoa; Chordata; Aves; Piciformes; Indicatoridae. The transcript is spliced from 4 exons. Gene Ontology annotation, biological process: cell adhesion. Gene Ontology annotation, molecular function: hyaluronic acid binding.